ACGAGUGGAUGCUCUAUAUAAGCCAUUCGACCUCGUUCUAGGGUUAGGGUUCGUAUCUGAGCUACCUGAUACGAGAGAGAGGAAGAGAGAAAGAGACGCGAUGGAGCAGAGCUUUAUCAUGAUCAAGCCCGAUGGUGUUCAAAGAGGCCUGGUUGGCGAGAUUAUCAGCAGAUUUGAGAAGAAGGGCUUCUCUCUUAAAGGUUUGAAGCUGAUAAGCGUAGAACGUCCGUUCGCCGAGAAGCACUACGAAGAUCUGUCUUCGAAGCCAUUCUUCUCCGGCCUUGUCGAUUACAUCAUCUCCGGCCCGGUGGUUGCGAUGGUUUGGGAAGGUAAGAAUGUCGUCACGACUGGCCGGAAGAUCAUCGGGGCGACCAACCCUUCUGAUUCUGCCCCUGGUACCAUCCGUGGCGAUUUUGCAGUCGAUAUCGGCAGGAAUGUCAUCCAUGGGAGCGAUUCUGUUGAGAGUGCAAGGAAAGAGAUUGCUUUGUGGUUCCCCGAUGGCACUGUCACCUGGCAGAGCUGCCUCCACUCUUGGGUCUAUGAGUAAAUUAACUGGCUGUUGCUGCUGCUCCUGUUGCUGCUGCCUGAUUUAUGUUUCCCGUAUUUGCCUAGUUUUCUGCCUGAACCUAAAUUUUGACUUAUGUCUCUGUGCCCUCUCUGAGAGGACUGUUGCACUUUCCUUUAUAUUCUAGAUGGCCCUGGCUUGGUGGUUAUUAAA
Magnolia sinica is the source of this 718-nucleotide messenger RNA. RefSeq names its product nucleoside diphosphate kinase 1. Gene Ontology annotation, biological process: CTP biosynthetic process; UTP biosynthetic process; GTP biosynthetic process. The record is from RefSeq and is a predicted model, not a curated record. The coding region runs from base 101 to 547 and encodes 148 amino acids. Gene Ontology annotation, molecular function: nucleoside diphosphate kinase activity. The transcript has 4 exons. NCBI's taxonomy places the organism in Eukaryota, Viridiplantae, Streptophyta, Magnoliopsida, Magnoliales, Magnoliaceae.